AUGGGCAGGAGCAGGGGCAUCAGACCAACGGCACGGGCGGUGUUGGAGGCUAUGGACAGGGGCAGGACCAGCAGACCAUGGGCACCGGUGGUGGUGGAGGCUAUGGGCAACGGCAGGGGCAUCAGACCACUGGCACUGGCGGUGUUGGAGGCUAUGGGCAGGGGCAGGGGCAGGGGCAAUCAGACCACUGGCACCGGCGGUGGUGGAGGCUAUGAGCAGGGGCAUCAGACUACAGGUACCGGUGGUGGUGGUGGAGGCUAUGGGCGGGGGCAUCAGACCACAGGCACCGGGGGUGGUGGAGGCUAUGGGGAGGGGCAGGGGCAGGGGCAGGGGCAGGGACAGGGAUAUGGGCAGCAGCAGGAGAAGAAGGGAGUGAUGGAGAAGAUCAAGGAGAAGCUCCCUGGCCAGCACAACUAA
Messenger RNA from Telopea speciosissima, 417 nucleotides. Its product is annotated as glycine-rich RNA-binding, abscisic acid-inducible protein-like. The transcript has a single exon. Bases 1 to 417 code for a protein of 138 amino acids. The record is from RefSeq and is a predicted model, not a curated record. Lineage: Eukaryota; Viridiplantae; Streptophyta; Magnoliopsida; Proteales; Proteaceae.